Molecule: messenger RNA, 1804 nt
Organism: Euleptes europaea (tarantolino)
Lineage: Eukaryota; Metazoa; Chordata; Lepidosauria; Squamata; Sphaerodactylidae
Gene: SPATA16
Product: spermatogenesis associated 16
Exons: 10
Coding region: 1-1701 (566 amino acids)
Biological process (GO): spermatogenesis
Cellular component (GO): Golgi apparatus
Molecular function (GO): protein binding
Source: RefSeq, a predicted model, not a curated record
AUGGCGUCUGCCAACAACCCCAGUUUUGAGAACAUCACAAACGAAGGCUGCCUUGAGGAGGUGACUGCUGAGGAGCCACAUUUAUCGGCACACGGACAGAAUGAUGUCCCGGAAGCUUUGCAAGAGGUUAAAAGCCCCUCCGGGGGAGCAGCGGUGGAAAACGUCACGGAGAGACUAAAAGCAGGAAAGAAUGUCAAGGAGAAGCAAGGCAACGAUUUCGACAGGCCCGGCCUGAAACGAAAGUCGGAGAGUGACAAGAGGCCAGCUCUGAGAAAAGAGACGCGCCCGGUGGAGCCAGAAAACCAGCCCAUCACGCUGCUUCUCUCCCACAUCCCUCUAAAAAGCCUCAUGGAAGUGGAAAUGAAGCUGGUCUACUUUGAUGAAGGGGAUGUCACCUAUGAAUUUCUGGAGCCCAACGCCUCCGCCGGCACACAGCCAAGCUGUCCAGAAGCUUUAAGCUUAGAUUCCCUGAGGCUGUCUGACUUGAAUGGCCCGCCCCAGAUGGACAAGUGGCUUCAGGUGGCCUUAAAGGACGCCAGCACUUGCUACCAGCAAAAGAAGUAUGCUAUGGCGGCAGGACAGUUCCGAACAGCACUAGAGCUUUGCAGCAAAGGUGCAGCUGUAGGGAAGCCCUUUGAAGCCUCCCCGGAAGAUAUUUCAAGUAUCGCCAGUUUCAUUGAAACAAAGCUUGUAAUCUGCUACUUGAAGAUGAAGAAGCCCGACCUUGCUCUGAAUCAUUCGCACAGGAGCAUUAUCCUGAACCCUGCCUAUUUCCGAAACCACCUUCGCCAAGCCGCUGUGUUCCGAUGCUUGGAGAGGUAUUCUGAGGCAGCCAGGAGCACCAUGGUUGCUGACUACGUGUACUGGCUGGCAGGAGGCAGCGAGCAGCAUACCAGCAAGCUCAUCAAACUGUAUUGGCAGGCAAUGAUAGAAGAAGCCAUCACAAGAGCGGAAUCUUUUUCGGUGAUGUACACGCCCUUCUCAACCAAAGUAACGACUGAAAAAAUAGACAAGUUGAAAAAGGCUUUUGCCAAAAAGCACCCAGAUUAUGAGGAAUAUAUAUAUACAGAUCCCCAUGGACUUCACAGUUUGCCACAAACUGCGGACUGGACCUGUCCUCCUCCCCAGUCAUAUUUGCUCACGCUAGGUUUCAAAAACAAAGAAGUUGGGAAAUUCCUUGAAAAGAUGUCUUGCAGGAAGCUGCCAGCAUUUUCAGAACACAAAGCUCCUUUCAGUCCUCUGACAAAAGAAGAGGCAGGGAGACACCUGGAAACCAUUGGGAAAAGAAUCUUACCAGUAAUGGAUUUCAUUAGAGGCACCAAAUUAACCGAGACAUUCUGUGCGUGUUCAGGGACGAUAGAAAAACUGCAGCACGCCAGCCUCCUUGGCCGCUUGCAGCGCUGCAAGGAGCAGUCCCAAGUGAUUAAUCAAGCCAUGGCUGAGCUUGCAACCAUUCCCUAUCUCCAGGAUAUCAACCAGCAAGAUGCUGAAUUGCUGCAGUCGCUAAUGGCAGAUGCUAUGGACACCCUCGAAGGAAGAAAAAGCGAUAAGGAAUGUGUCUGGAAUAAAAUUCAAAAGGUCGGAAUUAUAGAAGACUUCCUAUACCAAUUAGAAGACAGUUUCUUAAAGACCAAAAAACUUAGAACCGCGAGGAGGCAGAAAAUGAAAAUGAAGCGGCUUCAAAGCGAACAACCCUGCUAGUCCUACUGGGGGAAGAGGCUCCCAACCCAUGGCAGAGAUGGGAAGAGGAGGACAUUAGUUUGACAGGUGGGACAACAAAGGCCCGCCUUCAAAUUAAUGAGGU